GUCAGAAAAAUAUUUUGUCACUGGGCUUGGGAAACAUUCGUAUCACCAAGCAACUAAUCCACUAUGCGCGAUAAACUCAUUUAGAUGUCUUUUAGUCCAAACUGAUAAUUAGCAAUGGCUGGACGUACUUUGUGUUUUAAUUCUAAUAUUAGGAGCCAAACAUACACACAUACGAAAAUGUAAAAACCAAGAAUGAGGAUAGAAGUAUAUAUACUUACAUAAUGUAUAUAGAAUGUCUACCAUUUAAAGGUUUCAUAUAGUCUCUUAAAGUUAUAACGAACAGGAAACAUAGCGUUCAAGAUUGUAAGUACGUAAGCUUAUUUUUGUAUGAAUGGAACACUAAUUUUUUAAACAUGUGUAAAAAUUUAUAAUUUUAUGUGGCGUUAUGACAAGUUAUAAAUGACGUAAUUAAGUAGUACUUAGAGUAGGGUACUUAUGUAAAUAUCAAUCCAUGUAUAAUCAUCCUAUCUCAUUAUAUGAGUUUUAUCAAAACACAAACACCAGAAGUAGUAACAGCCAGUAAUUCUCCUCAUUUGAUGUGAUUUGAGGUGAAAUGGCGCUUGUCAAUGUCGAUCGCAAGCUAAAACAUUUAUUUGAUGGUAGUGACUGGAAUGUUUAUGACGACAACGUCCUUAAUUUGGGCGUGGGUGCUCCAGGUCCAGAUUUAUUGCAGAACUGCUGUGAUAUUUUUGAAGCAGCUACAAAGCAUAGACUAAAAUAUGAAAAACAAAGCAAUUUAUCUUAUCUUUUCCAAUACGGGCCCACUAGUGGUUCAGUAGAAAUACGAAAUGCUAUCGCAGAAUACUUCAGUUCUCUAUAUGUUGAUGAUCCCGUAAAAAGUGAGGAUCUUAUUAUAACAACUGGUGCAUCACAAGGACUACAUUUUGUCUUAUCAACUCUGCUUGAUUUAAAUGGGGUAAUUUUUGUUGACGAAGUUACUUAUAUGAUUGCAUUGGAUACUAUGAAACAUUUUACAACUCUCACCAUCGUACCGUUAAAACUUAAUGACGAUGGAGUUGAUGUGAAGGAACUUGAAAAAAUAGUACGGGAAAAACGGUUUCAAUCAAAAUCUAAAACUUUCUGGGCAAUGUACUAUACUAUUCCAACUUAUCAUAAUCCAACUGGUAUACUUUUUUCUGAAGUUGUUUGCCAAGAGCUUGCGAAUUUAGCUAGGCAAUAUGACUUCUUAAUACUAUGUGACGACUGUUAUAAUAUUCUAAAUUACACAAGUUCGAAGCCAACGAAACGCUUGUUUGCCUACGAUAAUGGCCCCGGAAAUAUAAUUUCAAAUGGAAGUUUCGCAAAGUUAAUUGGACCAGGCGUUCGAGUAGGUUGGUUGGAGGUACCUGCCCGAUUAAAACCAAUUUUAGAAAAUUCUGGUAUUUUGUAUAGUGGAGGCUGCUUUAAUAAUUAUACAUCGGGUAUAUUAGCCAGUCUUUUUGAACUAAAAUUGGCACAAGAACACAUUGCCAUUGUGAAGCGUGCUUAUAAAGAACGCAUGUUGGCAGCUUGUGAAAUACUUGAAAAAAAUUUGCCUGUCAGUUGCAAAUGGAUUAAACCGUUGGGUGGAUAUUUCGUUUGGAUUUCUCUACCAACGAAUACAGAUGCUGGGCAACUUUUACAAACUUGUUUGCAAGAUGAGAAAAUAUUUUUCAUUAUCGGUUCUCGUUUUGCUUACGACCCUAUGGUGUCAAAUAAUUGUUUGCGUUUAUCUAUUUCAUUUCACAAAAAGGAUAAAUUAGUUGACGGUGUCACACGCUUCUGUGCAGUGCUGAAACGUCAUCUGGAAGAACCCAAAAAAUGAAAAAACAAUAAUUUUUAUUUUAUACACAUAUGUACAUAUAUAUAUUACAAUUCAAUCAUAUAUUGGUGGGAUCUUUAGCAAUGUUUUAGCAAAUAAAAAAAAUUAAAGUUUAUCUUGCAA
This is a messenger RNA of Bactrocera latifrons, 1924 nucleotides long. RefSeq lists its product as uncharacterized. Gene Ontology annotation, molecular function: pyridoxal phosphate binding; L-2-aminoadipate:2-oxoglutarate transaminase activity. NCBI's taxonomy places the organism in Eukaryota, Metazoa, Arthropoda, Insecta, Diptera, Tephritidae. The record is from RefSeq and is a predicted model, not a curated record. Gene Ontology annotation, biological process: biosynthetic process. The coding region runs from base 554 to 1804 and encodes 416 amino acids. The transcript has 7 exons.